Solanum pennellii is the source of this 1761-nucleotide messenger RNA. RefSeq lists its product as uncharacterized. The coding region runs from base 1 to 1761 and encodes 586 amino acids. The record is from RefSeq and is a predicted model, not a curated record. Lineage: Eukaryota; Viridiplantae; Streptophyta; Magnoliopsida; Solanales; Solanaceae. The transcript has 2 exons.
AUGUGCAGACAUCUCAAGGACUUGGGCAUUGGUCUUGUCAUGGAUGAUGGCAAAACAGUGCAACACAAGUUCAAGGGACUGCAGAAGGAAAAUGAGAACCUUCGUGCAGAGCUCGUUGUGUUGUGUCGGUCUGUGGCUACGUUAUGUUCAACUUGUGUUGAAUCGUCUAUGGUAAAGAUUCCAGAACCUAAGGCCUUUAGUGGCGCAAGGAGUGCUAAAGAACUGGAAAAUUUAAUCUGGGACAUGGAACAAUAUUUUACAGCUGCAAGAGUGCCGGAAGCUGAUAAGUUGAAUAUUACCACAAUGUAUUUGUCGGGUGAUGCGAAACUUUGGUGGAGGACUCGUAAUGCAGACGACGUAAGUGCUGGUCGUCCUAGAAUUGAUACAUGGGAUAAGCUAAUCAAUGAAAUGCGUGAUCAAUUUCUUCCUAGCAAUGCAUCUUGGCUUGCAAGGGAUAAAUUUAAAAGGCUAAGGCAGACGGGUUCAGUGAGGGAAUACAUAAAAGAAUUUACCCCUGUGAUGUUAGACAUACAAAAUAUGUCUGAUGAGGAUAAACUUCACAACUUCAUUUCGGGCAUGCAAGGCUGGGCUCAAAACGAACUACGAAGGCAGAAUGUUAAAGAUCUGCCCGGGGCAAUUGCUGCCGCCGAUUCGUUAGUGGAUUUCCGGACGACUCGUCCUUCGACAGAUGUCCCCUCCACUUCAAAAACUAAGAAAAAGAAUGAGAAGAAAGGGGAAUGGAGAAAGGAUAGUCGUAAAGACAAUACAAAUGAUAAAGGAAAGGCACAAAUGAAGGAUGGGAAAGACAGGCCAAAGAACAAAUAUGGAAAUUCGAAGGGCUGUUGGACUUGUGGUGGUCCUCAUUUGGCCAAAUCUUGUCCAAUUCAGGAAAAAGUGAAUGCUUUGCUUGCUGGUAAUAUGAAUCAAAGGGAGGAGGAUGAAGAAAUCGUGGCUGCAAUGGCAACCCCAUUGGGAUUGUCCUUCAAUCACAUUAUGGGGAUCAAUAAUGUUGGAGAAAUCUCUAGUACUUCGAAUCCUCAUGCUUCCUUAAUUCAUAUAGAAAUGAAAGUGAAAGAACAACGUGUGAUGGCAAUGGUUGAUACAGGGGCCACACAUACGUUUGUAGAUGUGAAGAUUGCUACAAAAUUGGGGCUGAAGUUGUCUAAAAGCCCUUCCUACGUCAAAACAGUCAACGCUAAGGCACAAGCCAUUGUGGGCAUGGCUUAUGGUGUGUCUAUGUCAACUGGAAGUUGGGUGGGAAAACAUAACUUGAUGGUGAUGCCGCUUGGUGACUUUGAAAUCAUACUUGGGAUUGAUUUCCUAAGAAAAUUCCAGUUUGUUCCGUUUCCUCACUUAGAUGGAGUGAUGGUCAUGAAUGGAAGCAAUGCUGGUUUUCUCAAAGGUGUUCAUCCGUUUGGGAACAUUAAUAAAGUUGCAAAGAAGAAAGACAAGGGAAUGUUGUUGUCUGCUAUGUCAAUCGACAAAGGGCUGAAGAAAGGUGAAGACACUAUACUUGCUGCCUUGGUCGAAGUAAAACCUGAUGUGAAACUGGAAGUGCCUGAUUGUGUUGGUGAAUUGCUUAAACAGUAUGUUGAUGUUAUGCCGCCUGAAUUACCAAAGAAAUUACCACCAAGGAGAGAUAUCGAUCAUAAGAUUGAGUUGCUGCCUGGUACGGUUGCUCCUGCACAGGCUCCUUAUCGUAUGGCUCCUAAGGAAUUUGUUGAAUUACGCAAACAAUUGAAUGAAUUGCUAGAUGCUUGA